Molecule: messenger RNA, 2646 nt
Organism: Ficedula albicollis (Collared flycatcher)
Lineage: Eukaryota; Metazoa; Chordata; Aves; Passeriformes; Muscicapidae
Gene: FOXG1
Product: forkhead box G1
Biological process (GO): regulation of transcription by RNA polymerase II
Cellular component (GO): nucleus
Molecular function (GO): sequence-specific double-stranded DNA binding; DNA-binding transcription factor activity
Source: RefSeq, a predicted model, not a curated record
CGCUUCGGCCGCCGCCUCCGCCGCCCUGCGCGCAGCUCCCUCGGCCGCCGCAACUUUCCCCCUCAGACUAGUGUGUGAUGUUGGACAUGGGAGAUAGGAAGGAAGUGAAAAUGCUGCCGAAAUCCUCCUUUAGCAUAAACAGCCUGGUGCCCGAAGCCGUCCAGAGCGACAACAACCACAGCAGCCACAGCCACCACAACAGCCACCACCCCCAUCACCACCACCAUCACCACCACCACCACCACCACCCGCCGCCGCAGCAGCCCCAGCGAGCGGCCGCAGCCGAGGGGGGGGGGGGGGGGGGGGGGGGGGGGGGGGGGGGGGGGGGGGGGGGGGGGGGGGGGGGGGGGGGGGGGGGGGGGGGGGGGGGGGGGGGGGGGGGGGGGGGGGGGGGGGGGGGGGGGGGGGGGGCGGGCAAAGGCGAGGCGGGCGCGGCGGCGGCGGCGGCGGAGCUGGAGGAGAAGGAGAAAGCGGCCGAGGAGAAGAAGGGGGCGGCGGAGGGGGCCAAGGACGGGGAGAGCGGGAAGGAGGGGGAGAAGAAGAACGGCAAGUACGAGAAGCCGCCGUUCAGCUACAACGCGCUCAUCAUGAUGGCCAUCCGGCAGAGCCCCGAGAAGCGCCUCACGCUCAAUGGCAUCUACGAGUUCAUCAUGAAGAACUUCCCCUACUACCGGGAGAACAAGCAGGGCUGGCAGAACUCCAUUCGGCACAACCUCUCGCUCAAUAAGUGCUUCGUCAAGGUGCCCCGCCACUACGACGACCCCGGCAAAGGGAACUACUGGAUGCUGGACCCCUCCAGCGACGACGUCUUCAUCGGGGGCACCACCGGCAAGCUCCGCCGGCGCUCCACCACCUCUCGGGCCAAGCUGGCCUUCAAGCGCGGCGCCCGGCUCACCUCCACCGGACUGACAUUCAUGGAUAGGGCAGGAUCCUUGUACUGGCCUAUGUCCCCCUUCCUCUCCCUGCACCACCCCCGGGCCAGCAGCACUUUGAGUUACAAUGGGACCACGUCCGCCUACCCCAGCCACCCCAUGCCCUACAGCUCAGUGUUGACUCAAAACUCCUUGGGAAACAACCACUCCUUUUCCACGUCUAAUGGGUUAAGUGUUGAUAGACUAGUCAAUGGAGAGAUACCUUAUGCCACUCAUCACCUCACAGCAGCAGCUCUGGCCGCCUCAGUGCCGUGUGGCUUGUCAGUUCCCUGCUCCGGCACCUAUUCCCUAAACCCCUGCUCUGUAAAUCUCCUAGCAGGACAGACGAGUUACUUUUUCCCCCAUGUUCCUCACCCUUCAAUGACUUCUCAAAGCAGCACUUCAAUGACGGCCAGGGCAGCCUCCUCCUCCACGUCGCCACAGGCGCCCUCCACUCUCCCCUGUGAGUCCUUAAGACCUUCUUUGCCAAGUUUUACAACGGGACUUUCCGGAGGACUUUCUGAUUAUUUCACACAUCAAAAUCAGGGGUCUUCUUCAAACCCUUUAAUACAUUAACAUCCAUGGGAUCAGACUGUAAGUGAACAUUUUACACACAUUUGCAUUGUAAAUGAUAAUUAAAAGGAAAAAAAAGCAAAACAAAAAAGUCCAGGUAUUUUUUAUUAAGUCCCCCAUUUUCUGUACGUUUGUUCAGUCUUUAGGGUUGUUUAUUAUUCCACCAAGGUGAGGAGUGUCAGCAAGGUGCAAUGUGGGGAGAUUGCAUUGUAGACUAUGAAGUUUGGAAGACAAAAUUAUAGUAGAAUGUGUAUCUAAAUAGUGACUGCUUUUGCAAUUUUUUACUCAAAUAUGAUAAGUCUAUCACUAAAAGCCGCCCGAUUCUCCAUGUUUGCAGUAUUAUAAGUUAUCAUGGAUAUGUCGGUGGGUGCAGACCUUGAAAGAAAAAAAAACAAACCAAACCACUAAAUUUAUGAAAACUAUAAAAAAAAAAUCUUAAAACAUAAUUUGUAUUUAAGCAGAAUUAAUACUGAAAAAUGCCCAAGAUCUACUUUUGACCAUUUAUUAUUUUAUUCUUUACCGAAUUGCUUUUUUUUUUUUUUGUUCAUUUGUUUGUUUGUUUACUUUUAGACCAAAGAUUGGGUUUUAGAAAAUGCACUCAGUGUACGAAGUAAUUUAAAAAAACAGCAACAUUAUUUCAGUUUGCAGCACUGCCCGUUCAAAUGAAUCAGAAGGGGACAAAAUUAAUGAUUGCCUUCAGUUUGUGUUGUGUAUAUUUUGAUGUAUGUGGUCACUAACAGGUCACCUUUAUUUUUUUUCUAAAUGUAGUGAAAUGUUAAUACCUAUUGUACUUAUAGGUAAACCUUGCAAAUAUGUAACCUGUGUUGCGCAAAAGCCGCAUAAAUUUGAGUGAUUGUUAAUGUCGUCUUAAAAUUUCUUGAUUGUGAUACUGUGGUCAUAUGCCCGUGUUUGUCACUUACAAAAAUGUUUACUAUGAACACACAGAAAUAAAAAAAUAGGCUAAAUUCAUAUAUACUUGAUAGUUUUUUUGUCUCUUUUAUUAACCCUAAUGUGGCAGAGGCUUUAAAGUUACAGUGAGAUCAGAGCGCUGCUUAUUGCACGGUCCACCAUUUUUCACAUGCUCCCUUCUUUCUCCCCCCGCCCCCUCCCUUGCUGUCUUUAACUGCAGUAUUUUCAAAUGUAAAGGAUCAGGGUAUUUAUU